AUGAAGUGUGAGAAGAAUAGAGAGAGCCUCUUUUCAACUGCAGAGCAUUGGGCAUGCAGAAGGAUUGUGAAGGCCACGAGGCCUAAUACAAGCUUAGUAAUUUCGUUACUUAACCAGGAAACCAUUCGGUCUCAUCGAAAGUUUGGUCAAAUAUCUUGUCCUACUUUAUGUGGCAGUCUCAGAGGGACAACGGACAGUUUGCCGCACAACAUUUCCUUGAACCGCUUCUUCUGUAAUAAAAAAGUGGAGUUCCUCAUUAAGGGUAGGGCCAUGGAGGGACAAAGUGUAGUUGUGAUCCAUGAUGCAUCUAGAGAAAUCAAUGUAAGAAUUUUUGAAUGGUCUCUACAAGGCUUGUCACUCGUGGCAGGAGAUAUGCUCACACUAAUUGCAGUCAUGCACCAAGUUAUCACUCCUAUGGGGUACAAAAGCAGUGUGGAUAGCAGGUUAAUGUUUGGAGCAAACCAGAAGAUUGUUGAGGCACAAGCUGCAAGGAAGAAGAAAGAGUAUAUGAACAAUAAACACCUUGCUCAGAUUUUUCAACUGUACAAAUCAGAAAAGGUUGGAUUUAAGAUAGAAACGGCUAUAGGAUCAUCACUAAAGGCAGUUGCAGUGAAAUCAGCCCUGAAGCUGAAGGCAACUUGGCUCAUACUAGACAGGAAAAUGAAGAAUGAUGAGGAGUAUUUCCUCCAGAAGCUUUCCUGUGGUAUAUUAAGAGUAAGGCGUUUCAACAAAAUUAUACGUUUAAGAGAACCACUACACCUCCCUCAUGAAAAACGCCCCGGUAGCAGCACCCAUGAAACAUUGACUGACAGUACAGUAACAGACUAUCCGAUGAACCAGAGACAAAACAGCCCCCAUGAUGAAGCAUGGUACUCAACUCCUGAUCAACUGAGUACAGAAAAAAAGAACAAUAGUAUCAAGCAAAUGGAUGAAGAACCAAAAACAAGCAGAAACCAUGGUAUGGAGAAGGACCUACAACCUAAACAGAAGUCAGUAGAGAAAAAUUGUGACAUAAGUUGUAGUGGAAGCAACAGUGAAACAAAACAGAAAAAUUCGUACACCUUGUCUCAGAAUGGAGAAAAACUCUCAUCUCUUGGUGGAGCUAAAAACUUUUUUCUUGGAAAGGCUGAAGAGUACAUACUGUCUGAAAAGUUUUUUAGUUUGAGUAAUUUUCACGUGAGGAACUAA
Molecule: messenger RNA, 1188 nt
Organism: Sphenostylis stenocarpa
Lineage: Eukaryota; Viridiplantae; Streptophyta; Magnoliopsida; Fabales; Fabaceae
Source: the annotation of a GenBank genome assembly